Molecule: messenger RNA, 3246 nt
Organism: Oreochromis aureus
Lineage: Eukaryota; Metazoa; Chordata; Actinopteri; Cichliformes; Cichlidae
Product: gastrula zinc finger protein XlCGF57.1-like
Exons: 2
Coding region: 127-1941 (604 amino acids)
Biological process (GO): regulation of transcription by RNA polymerase II
Molecular function (GO): RNA polymerase II cis-regulatory region sequence-specific DNA binding; DNA-binding transcription factor activity
Source: RefSeq, a predicted model, not a curated record
GACCAACGUGGAUCGAGAAGUCAGCGCUCUCAGGAGGCCGACAAUUUUGUUGAAGAAAGAAGUGGAAGAAAAAAAUACAACCGUGACGAGUUUGGGAAAGAUUUUACUGUGAAAGCUUCCCUAAAAAUGCAUCAGGUCAUCCACACCGGAGAGAGAGCAUUCACCUGUGGAGACUGUGGAAAGUCUUUUACUGAGUCUGGAAGCUUAAAAACACACAAACUCAUCCACAGCGGAGAGAGACCGUUCAGCUGUGACGAGUGUGGAAAGUCUUUUACGCAGUCUGGAAAUUUAAAAACACACAAACUCAUCCACAGUGGAGAGAGACCGUUCAGCUGUGACGAGUGUGGAAAGUCUUUUACGCAGUCUGGAAAUUUAAAAACACACAAACUCAUCCACAGUGGAGAGAGACCGUUCAGCUGUGAUGAGUGUGGAAAGUCUUUUACCCACUCUGGAAGCUUAAAAACACACCAACUCAUCCACACCGGAGAGAGACCAUUCAGCUGUGGAGACUGUGGAAAGUCUUUUACCACGUCUGGAAGCUUAAAAACACACCAACUAAUCCACACUGGAGAGAGACCGUUCAGCUGUGGAGACUGUGGAAAGUCUUUUACCCACUCUGGAAGCUUAAAAACACACCAACUCAUCCACACCGGAGAGAGACCAUUCAGCUGUGGAGACUGUGGAAAGUCUUUUACCGAGUCUGGAAACUUAAAAAAACACCAACUAAUCCACACUGGAGAGAGACCGUUCAGCUGUGACAAGUGUGGAAAGUCUUUUACCCACUCUGGAAGCUUAAAAACACACCAACUCAUCCACACCGGAGAGAGACCAUUCAGCUGUGGAGACUGUGGAAAGUCUUUUACCGAGUCUGGAAACUUAAAAAAACACCAACUAAUCCACACUGGAGAGAGACCGUUCAGCUGUGGAGACUGUGGAAAGUCUUUUACCAGGUCUGGAAGCUUAAAAACACACCAACUCAUCCACACCGGAGAGAGACCAUUCAGCUGUGGAGACUGUGGAAAGUCUUUUACCGAGUCUGGAAGCUUAAAAAAACACCAACUAAUCCACACUGGAGAGAGACCGUUCAGCUGUGACGAGUGUGGAAAGUCUUUUACGCUGUCUGGAAGCUUAAAAACACACAAACUCAUCCACAGUGGAGAGAGACCGUUCAGCUGUGAUGAGUGUGGAAAGUCUUUUACCGAGUCUGGAAACUUAAAAACACACAAACUCAUCCACAGUGGAGAGAGACCGUUCAGCUGUGAUGAGUGUGGAAAGUCUUUUACCCACUCUGGAAGCUUAAAAACACACAAACUCAUCCACAGCGGAGAGAGACCGUUCAGCUGUGGAGACUGUGGAAAGUCUUUUACCCAGUCUGGAAGCUUAAAAGAACACCAAUUAAUCCACACUGGAGAGAGACCGUUCAGCUGUGGAGACUGUGGAAAGUCUUUUACGCAGUCUGGACACUUAAAAACACACCAACUCAUCCACAGUGGAGAGAGACCGUUCAGCUGUGACGAGUGUGGAAAGUUUUUUACCACGUCUGGAAGCUUAAAAUCACACCAACUCCUCCACAGUGGAGUUAAAGCGUACACCUGUGAUCAGUGUGGCAGAGCUUUUACUCACAGUAACAGCUUACAGAGUCAUCUAGUUACCCACUCUGGCAUUAAGGCGUACAGCUGUGACAUUUGUGGAAAAACUUUCAGCCGGAUAGGGGGCCGAAAUACACACCUACGCAUUCACACCAGACAUGAUGCGUACAGCUGUGAUCAGUGUGGUAAACAGUUUACUACAAAGACAGAGUUACGACGUCACAUGUUUACCCACACUGAGGAACGACCUUAUAAAUGUGACCUGUGUGAGAAGACUUUUAAAUCUCCACAUUACCUGAAAGCACACCAACAGAUCCACACCAGAAAGACUCUACAAGGGCAGUUACUGUGAGCAGAGCGACACAAAUGGAUCAAGUUCUCAACCCUGUCAUCGCUGUGGGAAAGACUUUUGUUGUGACCUUUGUGGAAAAACUUUAAGUCAUUGAAGGACUCUGAAAAUACAUCAACGUAGACACACUGGAGACAAAAUGAACUACUGUAAAGAAUGCGGGAGAGGCUUCACCACUUCAAAGGACUUCAAACAAUAUGAACUCCUUCACAGUGGCGUUAAAAAGCAUGUCUGCGAUCAGUGUGGGUCAUCCUUCAUCAGUGCACGUCAGCUUGAAAAGCAUAAACGAGUCCACACAUGAGAGAAACCAUACAAGUGCAGACACUGUGACAAAACCUUUUCACAAUCAUGUGAUCAUACUAAGCAUGAACGCAGACACAUGAAAGAGAGCUUCAUCACGGCGCCCCCCGUAUGCGGCAGCCUGUUACAGCAGCUCUGCUCGUUCUGAGUUUCUUUCUUUCUUAUUUUUCUCUUCUUGUAAUUUUUUAUAACUAACGUAUUAGUAAUUAGAUAACUAAUUUCCCACGUGUGGGACUAAUAAAGGUUAUCUUUUCUUAUCUUAUCUUAUCUGUGAAAGAGUUUGAGUAAUCUCAGUUCAUACUCCACUCACAAACGAUUCCAUGUUACAAAUAAACUGUUACGUCUUGAUUCCUGCUUUUACUUUAAUCUUGUAAACAGUACAUUUGCAUAACGACUGAAACCGGCCCAAUGAAUGAACAAUGGGCUUGAGGUCAAUUUCUUCAUCAUUAAUAUGCAAAUUCUUAUGAGCAUUGAUCAACAACCACUGGUCAAUGGCCAUGAGUACCAUUCACAGAGUAAAAAUUUGCAUAAUGAUUAUGAAGUUUACUGUUACCAAUGUUCAAAAACAUUUACUAAAUUAUCUUCUCUGUGCAAACAUCAGCGUGAUGCAGGACUGAAAUCAUUGCCAUCUCUGGAUCACAGUGAAUCUGCAGAGACAGAAAGAUCCUCUUCUGGUUUCAGGGUCAGUCUUAAACCCUUGAGAUCCGGCUCCACAGAGUUCAGGUGGAGUCUUCUGUAAAGAUCUGAUGAGGCAGCUAUGAAUGAAAAUGUGCCUCUUGUUACAUUUUAAGCUUUCUAAACUGUUCUACUGUAGUGUUUGUGUUGAGUGGUUCGCUUUGUUCCAGCAGUUUGAUUAAGAAAUCUGUUUCCUGUUAUAUUUUUAUUGAAUGCAUUGAUCCAUGUGUUCUGCAGUUUUUUUUUUCAGCUUGUUUGUGUAAUGAAAUCCUGCAACAAUUAAACCAAAAUUUUAUAUGUUAAAUAAAGAAAUGGUUUACUGACAAAGAGUUU